CUGGGAUGCCACUAAGCAAAAUGGCUGCUCUCGCGAGGAAUCUCCGCGGUGUUGUCUCGACAACUUUGGUUUUUAACAGACACCUGGCAUUUAGAGCUGCUGCAUUAACUUGCCAACUUCACUGCAAGUGCCCAGGUUCUCAUGAGCGACAUUUUUCGGCUCUGACACAACACACACAGGCCACAACACAAAGUAAACGCAAAUACAGUACUGAACUGGAGGAUCCACAACGUAAUAUAGAAGAAAGAGUAACUGCAGUGUUGGUCACUUUUGAUUUCAUAGAUGCAAAAAAGCUUACAUUAGAGUCAAAUUUUGCAAGUGAUCUGGGUUUGGACAGCUUAGAUCAUAUUGAGAUAUUGAUGGCAAUGUCGGAGGAAUUUGGUAUAGAUAUCCCAGACCAGGAUGCUGAGAGAUUAUUACGCCCUAGAGAUGUUGUAUUGUACAUACUAGAUCAAAUGUCCAAAGCCUAGUGUUGCAGGCAAAUCAGUAGGUAAAUUAUCACAGGUAAAUUAUCACAAACCAACAAAAGACAGGAAUGUGCCUGUAAACAGGAGUCUGCGUGCAGUGAAUGACAUGAACAGAAUGAACAUUUUAAACUACUGCUAAGAUUAAACUGCACUUCUGCGAAUUGGAGAGGGUAUUAUUCCAGGCAGCAUUAUCAACUAACUUCUGAUGCACACUACUAUACUACCAGAACAUUCAAUAGCUAAGCACCUGGGACAUUUUUGAUGGGAACAUUUUAGAUAAAGAAAGCUGAGGUAUUUAGUUACUCUGUGCACACAGUAGUUAUGAGUACACUUUUUGUUGUUUACAUGCAAAAAAAAAGCAGAUCUCAAGACUUAUCUAUCUACUCAAUAGACUUUCAACUUGGGAAUUCAGCCCCCUUGGUGAUGUUGGUUAACAAUUGGAACUACAAAAUGUCGCUGCCAUCUUAUUGCUGAAGAUGUCAACUUCAAAUUGCUUCUGUUGUAAAUAACUAUAUACUUGUUGCAAAUAAAAUAAGCAUGAAGCUGUGUUAUUAUA
Lingula anatina is the source of this 1023-nucleotide messenger RNA. RefSeq lists its product as uncharacterized. Gene Ontology annotation, biological process: fatty acid biosynthetic process. Gene Ontology annotation, cellular component: mitochondrion; respiratory chain complex I. The record is from RefSeq and is a predicted model, not a curated record. Gene Ontology annotation, molecular function: acyl binding; acyl carrier activity. NCBI's taxonomy places the organism in Eukaryota, Metazoa, Brachiopoda, Lingulata, Lingulida, Lingulidae.